Molecule: messenger RNA, 2328 nt
Organism: Symbiodinium necroappetens
Lineage: Eukaryota; Dinophyceae; Suessiales; Symbiodiniaceae
Source: the annotation of a GenBank genome assembly
GGAAUGGUGGAUGCUCUUCGAGACGUCCCUACGGGCAGUCACCUGGUGGAGCUGACCAUACAAGGUCGGCCAAUACAGUUUUGGGAUGUUUCAAACUUCCCCGUUCCGGCUGACCAGCCCAUGGAUACUGAUGACGAGACCCCGGGAGAUGCAGCCCAGGGCCUAUAUGGUGUCUUCCCCACGAGGGUGCUUGGACGUGUGUCCGGCGAUGAUACACUGACUAAAGGUAGCUCGCUCCCUCGAGCUCUUCGUCAUGUUCCUUCGAAAAAGAAAGGAGGCCAGAAGCCUACAGGAACAGCCCCGGCUGCGGCUGCUUCCUCUGGUGCUUUGGCCAAAUCCAGCUCGGCUCGGAAGCUUCCGAAGAAGGCCAGAGGAUCCAUUCGGGAAAGCUUGGCUACGCCAGGGGAGCUGACAAAGACCACUGGCUCUACCUCUCGUCGAUCUCAUGCGCCAAAGCUGCGGGCUGCUAAGUGCAAGGCUGCUGCUUCGUCUGGAGAGGGACGCACUGAUGUGGGACCAUCUUCCUCGCCGGCUGCGGACAAUAAGGAUGACCCUGACCCGGAAACCCAGCGGCGCAUAAUGAAUGAGAGAUGCGCUGCUUUGCUUGAAGCACAGCGUGAAGCCUUUAGACGUCGCAUGGAGCAACGACGAGAGGCGAUCAAGGCUGCGACGGCCAAAGCACGAGCAGUUCAUGACCCGCCUGUUACUGAGCCGAUGCCGGCAGCAGCUACUGCGGAUGGUCAUGCAGCUAUAUCCGUUGAUGUUGGGACCCAUGGUGAGCCUAUGGCAGAUGUACAGCCAGAUGCAACCGAGACCUCCGGACAGCCUCCGCUCCCUUCUGCAUACAUGAAAUGUCAUGCUCAAGAUCUUCUGGACUUCCUCAUGCAUAUCCUGGGCCGGAAUCUUGAUAUCUUUGCUCUGCAGCACUAUGUGGUUGUUGGUGUUGAUGUCCUCUCGCUUUUUACAGAAAUGCUUCUCAGCCCUCGGGAGUCGAGACCCAACAUUGUUUUGAUUCAGGAGUCUCACUGGAGGUUUACCUCGGAAUAUAGGCACGGCAAUUGGCUUGCGUAUCACAAUGGUGUGAGUGCUGAGCAGGUUCGUGUUCACAAUGUGCUGCAGGGUCGUCUCACUCAUGUCAGGAUUGACUUCCCCAGCAGGCUUAUUUUGCUCUUCUGGUGGAUGGGCGACGAGCCGGGGAUUGCCCCGCCGACGAGAGCCGAAACCAGUUACUUUCUGAGCCUCUUCCCCCGGCCCUCCCAGAUGCAGAAGGACCAGGCCGAGCCGAUGGAUACAAAGGACCAGCCAAAACGUGGGAUAUUCGAGGAUACUUCCGGUCGGGAGGAAAGUCUUUCCAAGGCCAUGAAGGGGGAGAUCCACGAAGAAGCGGCCAGUCCCAAGGAGCCUGUGGGAGUUCGAGCAACUGCCUUGCAGCCACCAGUCAAGAUACCGGUAACAGGCCUGCCAACCCCAUCCUCGACCACAGCAUCUCCGGCCAGUAUUAUGACGCCACAGCAGCAGCUGCUUCCGAAUGCAGCUACAGCCACACCGUCGGGGAAAGGCAAGACCAAGAAGGGCAAGCAGGGCAAAGGACAGGGCAAAGGUCAGAAGGGAAACAACGAUCCCUCUCAGACUACUUCGAGCUCCAGUCAUCAGGACAACGUCAUCUCAGCGAUGGGGCGCCUGUGUUUGCGCCACGAAGACGCGAUCGCAGUGCAGCGUGCGAACCAAGGAUACGUCUGGUGGCUGAGGACCGCUGGACCCGAAUCGAUAGUACCAUCGCUGGCCAGAGUGUCAGCAGCUUGGAACCGCAAGAAGGACGAAGAGGGUAUACAGGAGCAUCCGCUUCGGAUAGUCAUGCUGUCGACCUUGCUGGAAGUGAUGAUCGAGAGAGCUCAGGCGGCGGUGGAGCCGACACGCUUGGAAGCCUCAGCUCAGGCGGGUCUCAUCCUGAAUCAGGGGGACGAACCCUUUUGGCCGUUUCUACGCUGGAACCCAGCUCGUCGUGUCGAGGAAAUCGUGUCGAGCGAGGAAGCGAGACCCCUGGAGCAUUCCAGACUGAUGAGGAAGCUCAACCAGGUCAGGGAUACGAUCAAUCCCGAGAACAUACUGCGUUGCCACGGCUACCACUCCAUCUCCGAGAACAUGACGGGGGACACUUGGCGACUACUCCUGGAAAUCGAGACUGUUGGCGAGGAAGCACAGAAUCUUCAUGCUUGGCUUCGGCGGAUGAUCAACUGCACAGCAUGGAAGCUUAUAGGCGGUCGCUUUCGCCGCGAGCGGCUGGGUCGCUCUCCGCUAGCCAAUCGGCUGGCGGAGCUCCUGGGCUAG